AUUGCACUUUACUAGAAGGAAAACGGGCCAGAGCCUCGUCUAAACGCAAUGGGAGCCAUAAUUUCGCGAUGGAAGACAAAGCCCUCCACAGUGGAACUGCUGGAAACUCUAGAUAAGGACAUAAAGGACCUGGAGGAGUUCCGGGCGAAGAACCAGCGUCUGCUGAAGCUGUGGGUCGGCCGCCUCCUGUUCUACUCCUCGGCCCUGUACUUCCUGGCCUGCGUGUGGUUGUAUUUUCUCUACCAGCCUGAGGAAUGGAGCACACGGAUUCUCACGGCGUUACCUCUGCUCGUCUUCCCCGCCAUUGUGUGGUUUCUUAGGAAACUGCUCAUCUACCUCUUCUCCAAACGCACAGAGAGAAACAAUGAGAAAUUAGAGGACUUAAAAGCAGAAAAAAGAAAAAUUUUAGAAGAAGUUAUGGAGACAGAAACGUAUAAAAAUGCCAAAUUGAUCUUGGAGCGGUUCGACCCGGACUCGAAGAAGAAAAUGGAAGCAGAGGCCACACCCGUCCGACCUCAGAUGACCCCCAGACCAGGUCAAGAUAUCCGUCAGCGUCACGUCGCCAUGGCAACCCCGGGCGGUACUCCCCGCGCCCCGCGACCAGGGGCCACGCCCAUGCAGGGCUCUGCCCCAGGGGGCCCGCCAGAAGAGAGCCUGGGUGCCAUGGCGACCAGUCCCACGGCACCCAGCGUCCCAGAGACUCCUCAGCAGCAGAUGGUCCGGAGACACAUGAGUCCUUACUCACCGCCUGUAGGACCAGGCAUGCACCCCCCUGGUCCCCCUCUGGCUCGGCCCAUCCUGCCACGGGAACGCAGUGCCGUCGACCGAGUCAUCGAGUACCUGGUGGGAGAUGGACCACAGAACAGAUAUGCUUUGAUAUGUCAGCAGUGUUUCUCUCAUAACGGCAUGGCACUGAGGGAAGAGUUUGAGUUUGUGGCGUUCCGUUGCGCGUAUUGUUACUUCAUGAAUCCGGCGAGGAAGACACGCCCCCAGGCGCCCAGACUCCCAGAGUUCAGUUUUGAGCGACGACUUCGCUCGGAAUCUCCUGACCCACAAUCCUCAGCUGCCACCAGCACGCCUGACGACAGUGACGCCGCUGCAGAUGAGGUGGAGCCAGAGGGUCCCUCCAAUCAACAGGAGUGUGAAACCGCAGAAGCCGCACCCGCGCAAGAGGAGGAGUCGGAUAGGCCACUCCCCCGCCGUAGCCCCUCCCCUCCUCCAGUGGCACCAGAGGAGCAUGCAGAGGCAGACGAUCAGAGCAGAGAGCAGGAAGACGUCGAGCUACACUGA
Molecule: messenger RNA, 1290 nt
Organism: Chanos chanos (milkfish)
Lineage: Eukaryota; Metazoa; Chordata; Actinopteri; Gonorynchiformes; Chanidae
Gene: lnpkb
Product: lunapark, ER junction formation factor
Exons: 12
Coding region: 49-1290 (413 amino acids)
Biological process (GO): endoplasmic reticulum tubular network organization
Cellular component (GO): endoplasmic reticulum tubular network
Source: RefSeq, a predicted model, not a curated record